Molecule: messenger RNA, 6311 nt
Organism: Melanotaenia boesemani (Boeseman's rainbowfish)
Lineage: Eukaryota; Metazoa; Chordata; Actinopteri; Atheriniformes; Melanotaeniidae
Gene: urb2
Product: URB2 ribosome biogenesis homolog
Exons: 12
Coding region: 88-5145 (1685 amino acids)
Biological process (GO): ribosome biogenesis
Cellular component (GO): nucleolus
Source: RefSeq, a predicted model, not a curated record
GUUAGUUCUUCACUCUGAAACAAGCAGCCUACAAUGUUUUUUCUGUUGUCUCCUGUGUGACAACUGUCCGUGCGCUGCUUUAUAAAUAUGACUUGUGCACCUGUUACAGCAGCGAUGGCUGCCAUAUACUCAGGUAUCCAUCUGAAACUGAAGAGUCCACAGACUCCGUGGGAGGACAAGCUGAAGCUGGCACGUUUUGCCUGGAUAUCCUCGCAGUGCCUGCUGCCAAACAAAGAACAGGUAUUGUUGGACUGGUGCACCCAUGCUCUCACAGGCUGGCACAAUAAAAAGGUGGAGUUCUCCCAGGACAUAUUGGAAGGUUUAUGGUCCUACCUUGAUGAUGCACUUCACAGCCAAAAGCUCCAUUCUUUCCUCAAGCAGGGAAAGACCAUUACUCUGAGGCUCAAUAUGGCACAGCUGCUGCUUGACCAACUGCAGGAAUGUGCACAUGGUCAGUCGCCAUUGUGUGUGUCAACCAUACUGAGUGUCCUUAGAGGCAUUUUUUCCUCUCCUGUACUUUCAUCUCUUUUUACAUCAAAGUAUGAACUUUUUGUCAAUCUAGUGUCCAAGUUCUGCUUGUUGGCCUGCCAUAAGAUACAGAAACCAUUGCGCACACAACACCAAAUUACGGAGUCUGACACAUGUCAAGGUGGAAUGAUCACAGAGUCUCCUCAGAAUGGAAAUGAUACUACUUUGGAGACGUCCAAAGUUGAGCAGAUCACUGGAAGCAGUCCACCAGAUCUGCCAGAGCUGGAUGUUAACACCCACUCCAAGCCAAAGAAAAGCCAUCCCUCAGCUAAUUUAUUUGAAGUGUUGCUUCAGGUCCUGUCAUGCUAUUUGUCAGUCCAGCGACAACAAGCCAACCCAAACAGAGUCUUUACUAUGGUCACCAACCAGCUGAUCCAACCAUUAGUGCUGCUCAGAUACCUGCUGGCCUCUGAGGAAUUUGCAUCUUCACCCACACGCAUGCAUCUCCGUCAGCAGCUGUGCAGAGACAUGCGCGUCAAGAUAGACUCCAUCCUCCACUUAGCUCUCUUCCCCUCUGAGCACCUGGCCUUAUACAAAGGGGAACUUCUUCCAGCUAAAGAGGAUUCUGGGAAAUGUGGUUCUGGUGGGACAAAAGGGCCUUUGAAGCCAGUCAGUGCUAUACUUUGCAAACUAAGUGCCCACGACUACUGUGAACCAUCUCUGCACUACUCUGUGAAAUCUGAUGCAUUGGGUCUGCUUUUUAAAAUUUUUCUGGAAAGUUACAGAAAGGGGAAGGGAGACACCGAAGAGGAGCAGAGAAUGCUGUGUUUCCAUUUUCUCGUCAGAUUGGUCCCAGCAUUAGAUCUUCAUCCUGAUGGAUGCUCGAUUACAGCUGCCAAAACAGAGCAGCGGGGUGCUGUUUCCCCUGGACAAAAGUCUCCUCCAGCCUCCCCCUGCACUCCAGAGAGCUGGAGCCUGGCUCUGCAGGCUGUGGAGUCUUUGCUAAGCCAGGCUUUGUCAGCAGACAUUUACAAUGUUGCUGCAGACAGGAUACGACACAAAGAGGUCCAGCUCAACUUUUACAGAUCCUUGGCCCAAAUACUCUUCAAUGAGGCCCAACCAAGCAUGCCUUCAUGGUACCGCUGUUUAAAGGUGCUUUUGGGUCUCAAUCAUCUGAUUCUUGAACCUGACUUGGACCAGCUGUUAAGCUCAGCUUGGAUAGAUGCUGAAGACAUGGAAGCACAAGUGCAACAGGCCAGACAGCUCAUGGUGUCCAGCCUCCUUCAGAUCUACACUAAGCUCCGUCAGCUGCCUCGUCUCUUCUCUGUCCUCCUUUCUGUGAUUUGUCAGCCAGCUCUGGAUGACCGCCGACCACCUCUGCUUUCUGACGGCAUCUCCAUAUCCCUCAGGACCUGUUUUCUGGACACACCACCCUCACAGAUCCUAGAAAUCUGCUCAUCAGUGUUGAAGAGCAUCAAUACGUAUAUACUACCUGACCUAGUGAAAGAAGGUGAGGCAGAUAAGAUGGAGAUUGAUGGAGGACAUCGGAAUCAAGAGAGAGAAGAUGCAUCUCUGAAACUCUCUUCUCUCAGUCAGCUGCUUCAUGUUGUUUUAUUUAAUCUGAAGACUCUGGAUAACGCCUCUCCUGUUCCUUUGGUCAAGCAGUGCAAAGGCCUGAUGGAGGAAAUGCAGCAGACAGUCAAGGCGUUACUACAUCUCUUGCCAGCAGAGAGAACACCUUUCAAACUAGAUGUAACAUCAACUAAAAGGAUCCCAAAGAAAGGCAAAAAGAGUCUGGACCCCAAAGAGACAGAAAAGGUUUCAGAGGUAAAAAUGGAAACAUUCUGGGAACAUAGGACCCAGGAGGCCGCUCUCCUACUCAGAUACACUUGGGUGGAAGUGGAUACCCUAUUCCACAUUUACUGCAGCAAAUACACAUCUGUUGAUUCAUCCCUGACUGCAGCUGUGAAACAAAGUGAUGCUACUUCCAGUUCUUCACUCCUACUCCACAUGGACGGUCUCCAUCCCUCCCCCUCCUGCAGCCCCAUGAGCAGUUUGCUACUCAAACACCUCACUUUACAGCAGAUGAAGAAGAUUUUGUUAGAGAGGUCUUUACUUCAUGAAUCCAGCACAGAAGCACUACUAAACAGGGCAGCCCAGUUUAUUUUAGGCAAGUCAGAGUUUGAGGUGAGACCUGAUGAAGAGCAGGGAUGGGAUGGGCAGAUAGGCAGUGUGAACGCCAGCACCUACCGUGUAGCACACUGGUUCUUUCUCACAUCUAACUUGCCGUUGAUUCUUCCUUACCUGAGUGGAGAAGAGGUCAGCCACAUAGCACACAUCCUUGUCAGCUCAUUGAUGAACAGACAGAUUGAAAGUCCCAAAGACCAACCUCCUGGCUGGUUGAGUUUCUCUCUCAUAUCUUCGCAGCUUAUUGAAAGUCCAAAAUUUGCUGAGAUGGCAUCACUGUUCUCUGCCACAGUUCAUUCCCUCAUGCUAAGAAUUAUCAAUGUUCUCAAGGCAGGGCAUAAACCCAAAAUUUGUCCUACGUUUCUGACAUUUCAUCAAAAAGAAAAUGGAGCCAAUUCUUCUGAGGGAGAUAUAAGUCAACCUGUGUCCACACUGGUAAACAAAGAGGCCAUAGUCGAGGAUAUUUUGGCAUCUUCUAAAACUGGAGAUGUGCACUUUCUGCUGGCAGACACACAAACUAAGGAGCUGGUAAACUUGAUUCAAAUCAUAACAAACCUCAACCAAGAUGGGAUGAACUCUGAGGAUCUCUCCUCUCUUUUUCUCCUUCUCUUCUUCUUGCUAACCUCCACCUCCAGGCAGCCGGACCAGAUGAUUGCAGACUCUCCUGAAUCUGUAGCUGAUGGUCUGUUUCUGACAAAGCUUCUCAGGCUUUUGGAUUAUCUCCUGGAGGGAAGAACCUUCCACAGUGUUUUGAAGCUCAUUCACGGCGGUACUUUGCUGCAAACUGCUGUGUCAUGUCUCCUCAACAGGAACAGCACAAGAGUUGGAACCAUGUGCAGCACUGAUUGGCAGAAUUUAGUCAAAGCAGCUCAGAGUUUCAUAAGAUCUUUGGUCCAGUUGAUUAUAAUCAGAAACAGCAGCAUCAGACUCAACCUAGACCAGUUUGCUUCCUAUCUUACCAGUAAAGAAAAGACAGACAGACAAAUUGGACUAUCCACAUCUGGAGCAUCUUUGAUGUCUGCUCAGCUUUUGCUGGCAUCUCUGACUUCGUUCUCCCAGGCAAUAAUCUCCAACUUGGGAAGAAGUAAGCCAAUGGAUCAAACCUUAACUCAAAUGCUUUCAAAAACAACUGCAUCCUUAGGACCAGCUGUUGAGUCCACCAUGAAGCCCCAAAAUGCCAAUGAGACUGUCAUCCAGCCAGCCAGCAUCCUUGGCCAAGCUUUCAUUGUAGAAGUUGUUACAGUCAUGCUGCAUUGUGAAGUGGCUCCGCUGGUAGUGCAGGAGGAAAGCAAACAGAGUGGCACCCAGCUCACGCUCACCCACAGGACUCUUUACCAAGGCUUCUGUCAACAGAUUCUCAGGGAAAUAAACUCCGCCCCCAGACCCAUAGACUUUCUGGUUUCCUCUCUCCAUUUCCUCUCAGCUUUUUACACAGCAUUGGAAAGGAUGAGAAAAAAGAAACUGCAAGAAGAGGCAGAGGAAGGCGGAAAAGAGUUGGAGGAGCUCUUUAUGCAGAUACUGCAGAAUGUGUACAGACUGAUGGCAGCUCCUUGGCUGUCAUCUACUGAUGUUGGUGAGCUGGAGCCAGCAGUGCAGGAGCUGCUGCACCACCUGGUGGAGAAAAGUACUACAAGUCAGUUCAACCUGCUUCUACUGAUGAUCAGAGAAGGUCUGGAUAUUAGCAAGCUGAGGGCAGGAAACUACAGGGAGGUGCUCUCAGCAGUCAUCAUCAUUAAGCUUCUGUCCUGUUGUCCACUUCCUGAGGCCUGCUCUAAAGCUCUGUGGCUCAUUGUACCACACAUCAUAUCUGCUAUGGUGCUCCUGGUAAGAUCGUCCAGUCAGGAUGUCUCUCUGACCCUUCCCUUUACUGUUCCUACGGUAACAUCAAUGGUAUCACUGCUGCGCCAGGGGGAGGGGCUCAUCACCAACCCUCAUCAUGUGAUUUUGAUCCUUGGUGCGCUCCAUUCGCUUCCCCUUGGCCACUUGACGCCACCUGUCUACCACUCUGUGUUCCUGGCUGUUCACGAGGCCCUGUUCGCCAUCAUCCAGUGUCAUCCUCAGGUGAUAUUGAAAGCAGCUCCAUCCUUCUUAAAUGUCUUCUAUCGUCUGGUGGCGUCCAUCAUGCAGGAGGGUCGGCAGCGAGGAGACAGUGACACAGGUGCGGACAGUGGUGAGUAUUUGCAGUGCUCCAGGCUGGUAGAGAGGAUGUACACACACAUUGCUGCUACAGCUGAGAGCUUCACUGCGCUGUCAGCCUUCAUGGUGGCUCAGUACGUCACAGAGCUGCAGAAGGUUACUCUGCGACCAGAUGUUAAGCUGCACCUGACUGAGGGCAUCUAUUGUAUACUGGACCUGUGCAUGGAGCAGGAUCUCAAAUUUCUGAAGACCGGCCUGCAUUUAGGAGUCAGAGAGGUGUUUAAUGAGCUGUACAGCAGCUACACUCACUACCACAAAACUCAGCGGCAAGGAGAGGACAAGUAUACAGUCUGAUCUACCAAACAAUCUCAGUAAUUUAGUUUAGUCUCCACAGGUAUACAUGUUUAUGGUUUUAGUGUAUAUAUUCAUAUUUUGUUUAUAUUCUUCAUUGUGGACUAAAUCUUAUGCAAACAAGGUGUAAACACAGUUUGUGUGUGAAAGCUGGAAUUGCUUUGAAUCUGAACUUUUUAACAGCAAUAAAAGAGAAGUUGCCAACGACUACAGUGCAUAACCCUAAAGCUGGUUGUUUGUCGUCUCUGUGGGUACUUUAAAACUGUUAUUCCAAUCCAGGUAGACAGUUCCUACUCCAACACACCUGAUUUAGAUGAAUGAACUUCAUGUUUUUUGCAAACUUGUUAACGAGCCAUUCAUUUAGUUCAGGUGUGUUAAAGUAGGAUUACCUCUAAAACAUCACCGCAGUGGGUCCUGAGGACCUUGAUCAAGAAACACUGCCUUAACAGACCAAGCUCUAAAGCAGGGCUACGCAGUCCUGUCCCAUGGGUCCAAUUCAGCAGGUUUUUAAUGUAUUUCUGCUUCAGCACACCUGAAUCAAAUUAAAUGCAUCUAAAAACUUUCAAGUUCUGCAUAAUGCCUCACUAAUUUGAGUCAGGUGUGUUGGAGCAGGGAUACAUUGAAAACCUGCUUGGAUGGCCCUCGUAGGACCGAAUUGAGUAGCCCUGCUCUAAAGGAUCUGUGAAGUAAUUUCCUUGAAAAUGGCCUAUAGGGUGGUUGUAUCCAGAUCUGCUGAUAUUAAAGUUGCACCACCUCAUAUAAAUAUAUGUUGACUGCAGCAGAGUGAGAAGCACAAAGCUGGUCUCAUGCAGAUCAGUUUUGCUACACCCUGGAGUAUAAACAACCCAGCAUGUGGCCGACUGAGGGAGCAGAAACUGUCGACCACAGAGCCCAUACACACAGCUGGAGUCAGCGCAGGAAGUGUUCACCGAAGAGCCUUUGCAGGAACCGUGCUAUGUUGUUUUCAGCUUAAAUAUCAAUGAGCAAUAACCAUGACUUGCUUUGCUUUGCUAGCUGUUUUAUCAUUUAUAAUUACCCCUUCAGGGUUUAAUAAAAUAUUUUUCAUAUCAUUUGCUGAAAUUUGUAUGAAUGUGUAAAUUGUACUUUACCUGGUCUGUACUACUGUCAUUUUUUGCUUUACAUAAAAAAAUCAUUGUAAACAGUGGGAA